AAUAAAAGUCCAGUCCCAAACCCGGUCCGAACUAGUUCAUCGUGGACCGCUUAAUAUCCCUACAAGUCCUGAUUAUAGAUGGCGUAAUUCAAAAAUGGAAAUUUUAACAAUGAAAAUAAUUACCGUUA
Messenger RNA from Racocetra fulgida, 128 nucleotides. NCBI's taxonomy places the organism in Eukaryota, Fungi, Glomeromycota, Glomeromycetes, Diversisporales, Gigasporaceae. The record is from the annotation of a GenBank genome assembly.